Molecule: messenger RNA, 1929 nt
Organism: Torulaspora globosa
Lineage: Eukaryota; Fungi; Ascomycota; Saccharomycetes; Saccharomycetales; Saccharomycetaceae
Gene: LMO1
Product: Lmo1p
Exons: 1
Coding region: 1-1929 (642 amino acids)
Source: RefSeq, a predicted model, not a curated record
AUGCCAAGUUUGGAGAGGGCUCGUGCAAUACUAGGGGACGAUAAACAGUUAGAUGAAGAUAAAUCAAGAGAAUGCUUUCGGUGUAUUUUCGAACCGACGCUCUCUUUUAGUGAGCCAGAAGGCUACCUGAGCCUUGUUGGCGCAUUUGUAUUGCAAUGCAAUCCUCGGUUCCUGUGCAACUCUGCAAUCAGGAAUGUCCAGUUUUGGCACUUAUUUAAAGAGAUUUUGGAGAAGGCGACAUCUGAGGAACUGAUUAUCUACUUGAACACUCUUCUGAGACCGUUUUUGGAACGUCCAGAAAAAUUCAAAGACUCCUAUACCAGUUUAUGCCAAGCUGCCUCUUCAGAUGACCUAAUCCUGGAAACUCUAGCAUUGAACUUAUCCAUGGAAGACCUGAGUUCUGACACUGCUGCUGGAAUUUUGAACUGCAUUUCCGCCCUCUUCGCAUGUCACACAUAUCUGCUCACUUUUUCCCCAGCCGAUGCAGCUCAUAUCAUUCCCAAUUUUAUGCUUCAAUCACUGGAAACUGGCCUUUGCGAUGUCUUGACUGUUAUGCUCUCUGUCGGUGAUAGCCGGAUUGAAAUUAUUAAUAAGCUUGUACGCCAUCGGAGAGAAAUGCUUACAUUUCUGAAAUCUUUUACCAUUCAUGACUAUGAAACCCCAUUGAAGAAUAAACUACUGACGGCACUGAACAAAGCAAGUGGCGAGCAAAGGAUAAAGUUGGAAGAAACCGCAGGAUUUCAAAAUAUGAACAAUGUCAGCCUGUUGCAGGCCCUCAAUAUAACGAUCUUUUUGAACAGUAAGAACUUGACAUUUCUAAAAACUUUCGCUGAGCAACAGCUCUUUGGAACUAGGCCGUUUCCUCUAUUUUACGCUUGUCUACAUGUCUGCGACACAACCGAUGAAAUGAUUGAGAAGCUUGAAAAGAAGAAUACAGACAUAGUGCAUAAUAUUAUUUUCAGUUUAAACGAAGACAAACUCAUGUAUGCUUUAAUGGAUAGACUUCUGAAGUCAUGGGUAGAAUCGCAGGCGGAAUCCGAGGAAGAUCUGAACUCACUGCUCAUGCUAAUGCCAAUCAUAUUCGAACGCAUAAACAAAUCAAUUCCAGAUUCUUCUAACUUAUCUCCCCGUGAAUACCUGCGUUUAGCGUUGAACGUUAUACAAGAAGUCAACUAUAAGUUGGCUCGCCAGUUACAGCUUGAUGCUCUCACAGAAACGGCCUAUGAAAAGUGGUCAAAACAUGUUGGAUACUUUGACGACAUGCUUGCUAAUCAAGUUCAUGACUAUUUGCAUCAUCAGAGACUUUUAUACUUGCAGAAGGGCACAUGGGUUUAUGCUGAGAAUCCUUUAGAUCCUAAGAUCAAGUCUCCCAAAGUGUAUUUUAUGGUACUAUCAGCAAACCAAGCCAAAUUACUUGUAAGAGAGUAUACUGGAAUAAGCGAGAGAACACCUUUCACUGAAGAGAAUGAAAUUUUAACACCAUCAGAAGCUGAACAGAGCGACGAGAAAUCAAAGACCCGCGUGAUUCCUAUAUCUUCAAUAAGCUUCUUCACGAGCGAGAGGAUUUUGUCUAAUGAUAAAUCGCCUACGGACUCUCAUCUAGUCAACGUCAUCCAAAAGAAUGUCUAUACCAAGGUGGAGUUUUGUAAUGAGAGUGACAAAUCUCUCUUAGUAGUCUUCUUCCAUACGAAGGAGGCGAUUUACAGCUGGCUAGACGGGUUGCAAUUGGUUUGUUGCAUUAAGCAUCGUGGGGGUUUAUCAAAUGGUACUACUGAUCAAAUCGACACACUAAUAGACAUAAGAAAAAGUGUUCAAAUGAUGAAUCUUACCGAGGACGCAAUAUCACCGAAUCAUUCUGAUUCUGAUGAUGAGGAGUAUUACGACAUUAACACACUGAAGGAAAUAACUUCUGAUUUCUAUUACGAAUAA